AUGGAAGAUAAUGGAGAAGAAGAAUCCAGCAAUAGAAGAAGAUCUUACAAGAAGAGUAGGUACAUUGAUAGAGAUCGUGAAGCUGCAAACACGAGGUUAAUGAACGAUUACUUUGUUGAUCGUCCAUUAUACCCAGAAUAUGUGUUUCGACGUAGAUUCCGUAUGCGUAAGCAUAUAUUCCUUCGAGUUGUGGAGGCAGUUACUGCAAAACAACACGAAUACUUCCAGCAACGUCCCGACGCUACUGGGAAACUAGGAGCCACUCCUAUCCAGAAAUGUACGGCAGCGUUGAGGAUGCUAGCCUACGGAUUUGUAGCUGAUUCAGUUGAUGAGUACAUCAAAAUAGCCUAG
Molecule: messenger RNA, 351 nt
Organism: Spinacia oleracea (spinach)
Lineage: Eukaryota; Viridiplantae; Streptophyta; Magnoliopsida; Caryophyllales; Amaranthaceae
Exons: 2
Coding region: 1-351 (116 amino acids)
Source: RefSeq, a predicted model, not a curated record